Messenger RNA from Didymosphaeria variabile, 753 nucleotides. RefSeq lists its product as uncharacterized. Lineage: Eukaryota; Fungi; Ascomycota; Dothideomycetes; Pleosporales; Didymosphaeriaceae. Bases 1 to 753 code for a protein of 250 amino acids. The record is from RefSeq and is a predicted model, not a curated record. The transcript has a single exon.
AUGUGCUACUACCGUUUAUACAUAUUUCUCGGCUGCGGGCACACAACCCUUUCCGCCAGACCCGUCCGCCCUUGCGCAGCCGUACGCUCGAAGCAAAGGUCGAUAUCGCAUCCCGCAAAGGUAGAGCAAGGCGCGUCUCUGAAGGUACCGCCACAGGGCUCACAGCCUCCUGCAACGCUGCCGGAUGAUGUGCAUACCGCAGAUUUCGCUGCAUUCCACACAAGUCACGACAGCACGAGAAAUACUUCAUCGCACCCGCAUACGGAAGAUGCAAAUACAUCGCAGGAGCCCGUGACAUCACGACUAAACCCAGAAGUAGACGCGGCGGCCGACGAAGAAUGCGAAGAUCUAUUGACGCAUCCGUUCCAAACUCUCAGCAUCCACACCUCGUGCGCGCUCUGCUUACGCCGGCGCGCUGCGCUCCUCCAGCAACUCGGGGAAGAGACGUCCACUGUGCGCUUCGAGGACUGGCGCUGGAAAGUCAAGUAUCUUUCCCCUACUCCUGAGGAGGCGCGGUACUCGGCGGAGUGGGGAAAUGUCGGGUCAGCGAUGGGCAGUUGGGUGAAGGACUGGAAGGUGAAAGGAGACGAGUUCUUGGGAGCUUUGAGGGAUCAGGCGGCAGACGACGAGGGGAGGAGAGAUAGUGCGACUGGAGGGCUGGGAAUAGGGAUUGCAGGCAUGCUGGGUCCGGGCUGGAAGAAGGGAAAGGCGAGGGGGAAGGUUGGGCAUAGAGGCCGGGGUACAAGUAAUUGA